Messenger RNA from Caenorhabditis auriculariae, 1502 nucleotides. The record is from the annotation of a GenBank genome assembly. NCBI's taxonomy places the organism in Eukaryota, Metazoa, Nematoda, Chromadorea, Rhabditida, Rhabditidae.
AUGGCAUCUACCAUCGAAUCAAUCAAGUUUUUUUCUCUCCUAACUGGAGUUUGCAAUUGUUUUUUUUUUUUAUAGAAAUUCAGAAGAUUCGUUCCAACAGAUGCUGACCACUUUUAACCUCAAAAACAGUGUAAGUACUCAAACUUGCCUUCAUUGCUGAUUUUUAGGGUUCUAAGAAGAAAAUCUCAUUUCUUGUCAAAUUGCUGUGUUCCGUUGAAUAGUGUGUGUCUCAACUUUGAAAUUUUGUUUCUUUUUCAGUAAGGUCCAAAGAACUCUAGAAGUAUCUGGUGGCUAAAAUAAAAAGAAUAGUCGAAGUCUAUCUUCGGUUUCCAGAGCAAUGUUAACUACGAUUACGUCGACUUCAAACUGAAAAAAGUUCGCGAAUGGAUGAUGGACGUCUUGUUUGAGAACGAGGGCGAGCACUCUUUCGACGAACUCCGCCAGAAUCUCUACGUCUUGGUUGGAAAUAGGGUCUUUCGGCUGCUGAUGAGUUGCAGGGCAUGAGUGGCCACGUUGCAACUGUACGGGACGACUUGCAAAACUAUUUGUCCCUCUGUCUGCAGGAAGAGGUUGGCAUUGAGCAGGAGCAUCUCGCUGUUACACGUUUCAGUUGAAACGGGAUAGGGAGACGUGGGAUUUCUGUCCAUUAGACGCUUUCACGAACAUGUGGGCAGUUCACAGAGUUAAACUGGUAGGACGGACUUAUUCGGUACGAAUUACCAUUCUUUUCCAGAAAAAAAUCCUUACUAUUUGUGAACAAACCGACCAGCAUUUCUGUAACCUCACCAACGCGGAGUCGAUCAACGUCCUUUAUAAAAAACGAUUAAGGUUUUCUAUGACGAAGUAUUCCGGUCAUUCUAAGAUUUUCAGAAAGUUUCUUCUCGAAAACAAUCUUGUCUUGUUCAUACGAAAUGUGAUGAUUGACGUUUACACUUUGCUCCGUAAAAACCCUGACCAGAAAAAGUUUUUUCAUACUCGUAUUGUUAGACAAAAAUACGUUCUGAUAUGCUGGUCUGGAAAUAAUAUCCAGUUUUUAUACUCAGAAAUUUUGAAUGAUGCUGAAAAAAUGUUGAGGGGUGUUCUUUCAAAUUUCAGAAUUAAUUUACUCAAAAGAUCUACUCGAACAAUUGUUGAAAUUGGCAACGGCGAUCAUCAAUUUUUUUCACAGAAGUUUUCGAAAAACGCCUUUCUUGAAGUUUGUAAAAACAUGUUCUCAGAUUUAUAUAAUUCUUCACAGAAGAUGCAAACGUUGAUUGGAAAAAUGAUUGGCGAGGUUUCCAAUUCUGGAAAAGGAACAUGUAAGACGUUGAAGAUGGUGAUAGUUGAACAUGAAUUAUGACUAAUCAGAACAUUUUGAGAUCCAAGAGAAAAUGUUUAAUGAAGGUAAACUUGUUUCGGAAGCUUUUGGGAAAGAGACCGCCGAAAGAAUGGCAAAAGUUUAAGAUAAGAAAUUUCAAACUAAAAUUAUAUAAUUUCAGGUAUACGCCAAAAAUAAUCAAUGA